This is a messenger RNA of Perca fluviatilis (European perch), 2256 nucleotides long. Its product is annotated as cytochrome P450 2J6-like. Gene Ontology annotation, molecular function: iron ion binding; heme binding; oxidoreductase activity, acting on paired donors, with incorporation or reduction of molecular oxygen, reduced flavin or flavoprotein as one donor, and incorporation of one atom of oxygen. The transcript is spliced from 9 exons. The record is from RefSeq and is a predicted model, not a curated record. Gene Ontology annotation, biological process: xenobiotic metabolic process. Gene Ontology annotation, cellular component: intracellular membrane-bounded organelle; cytoplasm. Lineage: Eukaryota; Metazoa; Chordata; Actinopteri; Perciformes; Percidae. The coding region runs from base 91 to 1584 and encodes 497 amino acids.
GUCGUCUGUAAUGUUAGUAGUGUGUAGUGCAGUGUAAGGUCUUGAAAAGAUCAGACCUUACUCUUUCUGCAGAUUUAACUCCCUUUAACAAUGUGGCUUUAUAAUUUUUUGCUGGGGUUUGACCUGAAAGGGCUUUUCCUGUUUAUUUGUAUUUCUAUCCUAAUAGCAGACUUCCUAAAAUUCAGGAAUCCUCCAAAUUAUCCUCCAGGACCUCUGCCCCUUCCCCUUGUGGGAAAUGUCUUCAGUGUAGACAGGAAACAUCCACAAAUUUAUUUUACUAAGCUGGCUGACAUCUAUGGGAAUGUGUUCAGUGUCCGCCUUGGUGGUGAGAAGAUGGUGUUUGUGUCUGGGUACAAGAUGGUGAAGGAAGCCAUAGUGACACAAGCUGAGAAUUUUGUGGAUCGACCAUACAGUGCAAUAGCUGACAGGUUAUACUCAGGAGACUCAGGUGGUCUGUUCUCAAGCAGUGGUGAAACAUGGAAGAGACAGCGACGCUUUGCCUUGUCUACCUUACGUAGCUUUGGCCUGGGCAAAGUUACCAUGGAGCAGAGUAUCUGUGAGGAAAUACGACAUCUGCAGGAGGAGAUAGAGAAGGACAAAGGUGAACCUUUCAAUCCAGCAGGCUUCUUCAACAAUGCUGUGUCCAACAUCAUUUGCCAGCUGGUGUUCGGGAAACGGUUUGACUACAACGACCACAACUUCCAGACCAUGCUGAAGUAUAUGUCUGAAGCUGUUAGGCUGGAGGGCUCUGUAUGGGGUACGCUGUAUGAGUCAUUCCCUGGAGUGAUGAAGCACUUACCAGGUCCUCACAACAAAAUAUUCAGCUACAACUACGCCAUUCUAGAUUGGAUCAGUCAGGAGAUAAAAAGUCAUAAGAAGGACCUGGACCACAGCGAUCCCAGAGACUACAUUGAUGCUUUCAUCAUUGAAAUGGAGAAUCACAAAGAGACUGAUCUGGGCUUCACUGAGACCAAUCUGGCCAUGUGCACUCUGGAUCUAUUCGUGGCGGGAUCAGAGACAACGUUCACUACUUUGCUGUGGGCUUUGGUUUUCCUCAUCAAAAACCCUGAUAUUCAGAACAAAGUCCAGGCAGAGAUAGACAGAGUGAUCGGACAGACCCGACUGCCCAGUAUGGCAGACAGAUCUAACCUGCCCUACACUGACGCUGUCAUCCACGAGAUCCAGAGAAUGGGAAACAUUGUUCCUCUCAAUGGACUUAGAAUGGCUGCCAAGGACACAACACUGGGUGGUUACAUCAUACCCAAGGGUACGUCCUUGUUGCCCAACUUGACCUCUGUGCUGUUUGACAAGACUGAAUGGGAGACACCAGACACCUUCAACCCUGGACACUUCCUAGAUGCUGAGGGAAAGUUUGUGAAAAGAGAUGCUUUCCUGCCUUUCUCUGCAGGGAAACGUGUGUGUCUCGGAGAAGGCCUCGCCAAAAUGGAGCUGUUCCUGUUUUUGGUCGGUUUACUACAGAAGUUCUCUUUCUCUGUUCCUGAUGGAGUAGAGUUAAGUACAGAAGGAGUUACUGGAGUUACACGUGUACCGCACCCCUUCAAAGUUUACGCCAAGGCUCGCUGAAUUAUACCAUAUCUCACUGAAUCAUUUUUCAUCUACACAACGUGUAACAAACUGUAGAAUGUAAAAAUAAUGGAUGGAGCUUCCAAGUCUGAAAAAUGAAGCUAAUGCAGAAUUGCCUUAAACCUUCAUUCUAUUUAAGUUCCAGCGGGGGGGAGGAGGGGCAGCACUGGUUGCAAAAAGAAGCCGGCUUGUAUAGAGAAGUCUUUUUCAAUAAAGCAUGAUGUUAAUUUAGUAAAUUAUUGUCCCAUUUAUUUUUAAGAAAAGACGAUAAAGAAGGUCAUGUGUAGGGUGGCUAAACGCCACCUGUCAAUCAUAAUAGAGGCUUUUUGUACAUUAAAAAAGCCAAACUUGUGUUUUUACUUCUUGGAACAUUUUGGUCGCCUAAAAAUGUCUUGUUCAGUGUUCGGUAGCACCUUGCCAACUGAGCCUAACUAGCUAGCGCUAGCAUUAGCUUCUAACUUAAGGGAACGUUUGCCAUGUUUUUGUUAAACUAGCUAUACAUGCAGAUGAACGGCGCCAGUACCUGGAGGUCAAUUUUCCCUCUUUAAUGUUUAGCUUAUUGCAGCAACAUUGCAACCAUAGGCGACACCGUCUUAUAGUGCGUUCCAUGUGUACUCGGAACUCAGAUUUUCAGAGGUCAAAGUUGGAGACACGCCCACUGACCUCUGAUUU